AGCCAUGCCUGAUGGAGCUCUGGAUGCGGCCAUGCGUGCUGACGAGGCAGGGAGCGAGGAGGACCUGUAUGAGGACCUGCACGGCUCUGGCCACCACUACAGCCACCCUGGAGGGGGCGGCGAGCAGCUGGCCAUCAACGAGCUUAUCAGCGAUGGCAGUGUGGUCUGUGCUGAAGCGCUCUGGGACCAUGUCACCAUGGACGACCAGGAACUGGGCUUCAAAGCUGGGGAUGUCAUCGAAGUGAUGGAUGCCACCAACAGAGAGUGGUGGUGGGGCCGAGUCGCUGAUGGCGAGGGGUGGUUUCCGGCCAGCUUCGUGCGGCUGCGGGUGAACCAGGACGAGCCCGCGGACGACGAAGCCCCGCGGCCCGGGGACGGCGCGGCCGGGGACGGCGGGGCGGAGGCGCAGAGCAGCAAGGACCAGAUGCGCACCAACGUCAUCAAUGAGAUCCUCAGCACCGAGCGGGACUACAUCAAGCACCUGCGGGACAUCUGCGAGGGCUACCUCCGGCAGUGCCGCAAGCGCGCGGACAUGUUCAGCGAGGAGCAGCUGCGCACCAUCUUCGGGAACAUCGAGGACAUCUACCGGUGCCAGAAGGCGUUCGUGAAGGCCCUGGAGCAGAAGUUCAAUCGCGAGCGCCCACACCUGAGCGAGCUGGGCGCCUGCUUCCUGGAGCACCAAGCAGACUUCCAGAUCUACUCCGAAUACUGCAACAACCACCCCAACGCCUGCGUGGAGCUCUCCCGGCUGGCCAAGCUCAGCAAGUACGUGUACUUCUUUGAGGCCUGCCGGCUGCUGCAGAAGAUGAUCGACAUCUCCCUGGAUGGCUUCCUGCUGACCCCGGUGCAGAAGAUCUGCAAGUACCCUCUCCAGCUGGCCGAGCUGCUCAAGUACACACACCCCCAGCACAGGGACUUCAAGGAUGUCGAAGCUGCUUUGCAUGCCAUGAAGAAUGUGGCCCAGCUCAUCAAUGAACGGAAACGGAGACUUGAAAACAUUGACAAGAUUGCUCAGUGGCAGAGCUCCAUUGAGGACUGGGAGGGGGAAGAUCUCUUGGUCAGGAGCUCGGAACUCAUCUACUCGGGGGAGCUGACUCGAGUUACCCAGCCUCAAGCUAAGAGCCAGCAGAGAAUGUUCUUUCUCUUUGACCACCAGCUUAUCUACUGUAAGAAGGACCUGCUCCGCCGGGACGUGCUGUACUACAAGGGCCGGCUAGACAUGGACAGCCUGGAGGUGGCAGACCUGGAGGACGGGAAGGACAGAGACCUCCACGUGAGCGUCAAGAACGCCUUCAGGCUGCACUGUGGCACCACAGGGGACAGCCACCUGCUGUGCACCAGGAAGCCCGAGCAGAAGCAGCGCUGGCUCAAGGCCUUUGCCAGGGAGAGGGAGCAGGUGCGGCUGGACCAGGAGACAGGCUUCUCCAUCACCGAGCUGCAGAGGAAGCAGGCCAUGCUGAACGCCAGCAAGCAGCAAGCCACCGGGAAGCCCAAGGCUGUUGGCCGGCCCUGCUAUCUGACGCGCCAGAAGCACCCGGCACUGCCCAGCAGCCGGCCCCAGCCGCAGGUCUUGGUGCUGGCAGAGCCCAGGCGGAAGCCGUCCACCUUCUGGCACAGCAUCAGCCGGCUGGCCCCCUUCCGCAAGUGAGCCAGCACCCCACCUACAGCUCUCGGUGGCCCUGCCUGCCAGCGGUCCCCAGCUUUUCCUUCCUGAGGCCCACUCCAUCUGGCCCUUCUCUGCCUGUUCUGCAACAUGGAAAUGAUCAGGGCUGAGCAAGGGAGUUGCUGCUCAUGCCACCAGGACUCGCAACCUGCCAGGUCUGUGCUUCCAUUUCUGGUUUUUUCACUGCUGCUGGAACAGCGAGGAGGCCAGCUAGGAGAGGCAGGGCCCCCGCACCUGCAGCCCCCUCCAGCCCUCGAGACCUGUGCAGGGCCCCGCUAUCCCGGCACCUGGGAACCACCGCUCAGAGCCAGCGACCGGGCUGACUACCACGGAUGCUCUUUGGAAAGCUCGUCUUCCCUUCUCCCAUCUUCUCUGGGCAGGAGUGACUGACUCUGCCAUGUGCACCUCUGCCCUCCAGUUCUCCUAUUGGGCCCCCAGCCCCGGCCCAGCCAGUGGCUCCAGGCAGCUUGUGAGCUCAGAGGGUGGGAACCAGGAAUUCUGCGCCCCAAUGUUUGGCCCAGAGCCCACCCUUCUGCCUUCCAGCCCCUCUCUAGACACUGCUGGCCGCCGGACACCCUCUUCACUUGUGCUGUGUGUCUGUAGUGGAAAGAACAAGCCCGCAGAGUCAGCUGUGCACGUGGUCGGGGUGUGUACCGGCCCACCUGUGGCUGUGGGGUACCUCCUCAGCCACCUGGUUCUUGUUUUUCUUGUUUGGAUUUUGUCGUCUUGUUUUUCUAACAAUGGAGAAAAAUAACUGAUUCUUGUUAGUGACACAGAAAGAUUGCCUUACCAUACUGAGCGUGAGAAGCCAUAAGGACUGAAUUCUGUGGCCCAGCAUCAAGGACUGGCCCAGCCCCCAGGCCGUGGGCACGCGGAGAGUACCCAUCCGCCAAGGGGCGCCCGCCCAGUGUGUCGGGGCGGAGGCCACAAGAUUCAGCAGCAUGGACAGUCAUUCUUGCACUAUUCCUUCUCCAAGCCAGAAACCACAUUUAAUUUCAUAAAGAAACUUGUGAAAAGUAACCCGACUGCCAGCCAGUUCUGUUGGUGUGUGCGUUUCCUCUUCUACACGCCCCUUCCCUGUCUCUGCCCUAGGCCUCUCCCAAAAGAGGAGCAAUGAGCCCAGCAGCCUCCAGAGGGGGUGGGGGC
Molecule: messenger RNA, 2809 nt
Organism: Lemur catta (Ring-tailed lemur)
Lineage: Eukaryota; Metazoa; Chordata; Mammalia; Primates; Lemuridae
Product: rho guanine nucleotide exchange factor 4
Exons: 10
Coding region: 5-1648 (547 amino acids)
Biological process (GO): intracellular signal transduction
Molecular function (GO): protein binding; guanyl-nucleotide exchange factor activity
Source: RefSeq, a predicted model, not a curated record